Messenger RNA from Protopolystoma xenopodis, 483 nucleotides. The record is from the annotation of a GenBank genome assembly. Lineage: Eukaryota; Metazoa; Platyhelminthes; Monogenea; Polystomatidea; Polystomatidae.
CGUGCUUUGAGGGGGGGGGCGGCCAACAGGUCUGUACCACUUGGACGACUCGUCGUUAACCCUUCAAAUCAGGUUGUUACGACGUCUCCUGUCCGACACGACGCAUACUCGUUCUUUUACCGACCUUCACUCACCUAUCCACACACAUGUAUGCGUGUGUCUGAAAAUGUCCUAUCAGCAUCCGAUGUACCCACACAAUUGCCAUGGCUACUGACGAAGCGAGCUACGGUCUCCGAGGGCAUUCGGGCAGAUGCCGUUUCGCCGAGGCCUCGGAGUCGAGAACCCUGUCCGGCGGACUCGGGGCACAAGAGCCGAGCGACUUGGCGCCACCGCCACCUCCAAAGGAAGGUUGGCUGCCCCCGCUUUCGCUCUCUCUCUCUCUCUCUCUCUCUCUCAGACGCCAGAGCUUGCCGUGAUAUUGCCCUGCCGACAAUAAGAAGUCUCGCUCUUGCCUUACCAUCCUCUUACGCCGACUCGUCUUAA